Limulus polyphemus (Atlantic horseshoe crab) is the source of this 3292-nucleotide messenger RNA. RefSeq names its product GATOR complex protein MIOS-like (gene mio). The record is from RefSeq and is a predicted model, not a curated record. Lineage: Eukaryota; Metazoa; Arthropoda; Merostomata; Xiphosura; Limulidae. Gene Ontology annotation, molecular function: protein binding. Gene Ontology annotation, biological process: positive regulation of TORC1 signaling; cellular response to amino acid starvation. Gene Ontology annotation, cellular component: cytoplasm. The transcript is spliced from 29 exons. The coding region runs from base 142 to 2829 and encodes 895 amino acids.
CAAACUAUCAUGUGUUUGAUUCGAGUUGGUAUUUUUCAAAGAUUAUCUAUUUAUGUUGUGGCAGUAAACAAGCCUGAACACAAGGUUCAAACUGCUAAGUGAAUUGAACAGGUGAGAAGUACAGAAGAAUUUGAUCUUAAUAUGACAGGAGUGAAAGUGGAUAUUUUGUGGUCUCCUAAUCACCCUGAUAGGUUUAUAACUUUCGGAACAGACCUAAGGCUCUAUCAGUUAGAGACUUUGAAAGAUGGAUGCAGCAAGUCAUCAGCCAUUCCACUGUCUGACAACUCAUGUGCUGCAUUACUCUCUAUUAAUUCUGACAACCAUUAUAUGAAAUGUAUAGCAUGGUACCCUAGGCAUGAACCAGACAACUUACUAGCUGUGGGACAAGCAAAUGGAAAAGUUGUGCUGACCAGCUUCAGUCAAAACUUUGAAUCAUCAGAUUUGAUUGGACAAGAGUUUGUUCCACGACAAGCUCGGCAGUGUAAUGCUGUAGCGUGGAGUCCAAUAGACUGUAAUUUGCUAGCAGCAGGCUUGGAUAAAAAUAGAUCUGACUAUGCCUUACUUAUUUGGGAUGUUGCUCAGCCUCAGCUUUCAACUUUUGAAAGUGAGGGACUUGAUCGACGACAACAUAUCGCUGGGUUUUUGACAGGGGAUCAUACAGGAAAUCAGCCAACAUCCAGACCAUUAUUUGAACUAGGUUUGUCAGAAACUGUCCAUUCUUUGCAUUGGUCUAUUCAGCAGCAGAAAAUGUUAUUUUGUGGUAUGACCAAUAAGUAUUUAAAAGUAUUUGACCUCAGAGAUUCUUCUAAGCACUCCACAUCCACACCAACUAAGGCUGUGUUUGGUGUUUGUGUUGAUCCAUUUUGUGAACAUCGACUGGCAUCUUUUGUUGAGAAUCAAGUUGUCAUAUGGGAUAUUAGGAAUUUUGAAAAACCAAUGAAUGUUGUGACUGAGUCCAGACAUGUUACAAAACUAGCAUGGUGUCCAACAAGAAAUGGAGUGCUCACAAGUGUGGUUCGAGACAGCUCAGUAGUCAAAUUGUAUGAUAUUCAACAGGCAUCUCUUGGGAAUGAUGAGGUUGAACCUGCUAUUGUAGAACGAUGUGUGCAGCCAUAUGCUCAACAUGCUAUUUCUUCAUUCUCGUGGCAUCCAACUUUUGAGAAUCGAUUGUUAACUGUCACUCCCACAGGCACAAUACGGGACUACACUGUUUUUGACAGAAUUACAUUGAAUUGGUCUCCAACAUCAGAAAUUGUUUGGACUCAUGGAAAAAAACUCCUACAGUGUAUUGACCAUCGAGAUCAACAGUACAAGUCCCUUGAUGAUAUAUCUGUGAAAAUGAGGAGGAGAGCUCUUCUGGGGUACGGACUGAAGACUCGGCAACUCUGGCAGAAUGGAGAGAUAGCACAGGAACCAGGAUUGUUGGAACUUUGGACUUGGCUAGAUCGAAUGAAAAGUCUUCGUGAAGAAGGAAAGAUAAAAGGAUUCUUUAAAGGGGAAAAUAAGUAUGAAGGAGUUCGAUCUUUGAUCUUUGGUGGUGAUAAUUCUCAAGGUGUCUGGGUUACAUCAUGCAAGAGUGAACAAAUUUUUGUUAGUUGGGUUGGAUUGGACAGUAAAGGUCAAAUUGGAUCAUCCAAAGUUCCAAUGUACCAUAGUAAUGAAAGAGACAGAGCCUUGCAAUUGUGUGAGUGGGGUUAUGACACUGAUGGCCUUUCCCUUGUACCACUUCUAGAAAAAUUAGAAAUAGAUAGACAGUAUUCACGAGCUGCAGCAAUAGCUAUUUUUACACUAAAGAUGAAACGAGCCAUCCAGAUACUAAAGAAAGGUGCCACAGCUAACCCUCCAGUUGGGAAAGAUGUAAACCUCAAUGUUGUUGCCAUGGCUUUGUCUGGCUUUACACAGGAAAAAAACACACUAUGGCGAGAAAUGUGUGAUGUGUUGCGACCUCAGUUAAAUGACCCAUACUUGCGUUCCAUGUUCGCAUUCUUGACUUCGGAUGUUGACAAUUAUGACUGUGUUUUGAAUGAGUCUGGGAUUGCUGUAAAAGAUCGAGUGUCAUUUGCAUGUCUGUAUCUUCCAGACAAUAAGUUAUUUGAGUACUUGGAUCGGCUGACAACAAAAGUAAUUGAAACUGGAGACUUAGCUGGUAUAUUAUUGACUGGAUUAAACCAAGAGGGUUUACAAUUACUUCAGCGAUAUGUGGACUUGACAGGGGAUGUUCAGACAGCUAGUUUAGUAGUGUUACAGGCCAUACCAAGUUUUAUUAGCCAAGAUCAACAGGCUCAACUUUGGGUGAAAAGCUAUCGAGAUCUCCUGGAUAGCUGGAGACUUUGGCAUCAGAGGGCUCUUUUUGAUGUUCAAUGGUGUAAAGUAAACCCCUCCACAAUGCCCCCUCAGCAAGUGUUUGUCAGUUGCAAUUUUUGUGGAAAAUCAGUUACAUCUUACUUCCAGCAGUUGGGCCAAUUCCAAGGAAUGCGUACAUAUGGUCGCUUUAACUUCCCAGUUGGAAACAAAUCAAAGAUGACCAGCUGUCCUGGGUGCAGAAAGCCACUUCCACGAUGUGCUCUGUGUUUGACAAACAUGGGAACUCCAGCAGGCGUCUACUGGAACAAAGGUUCUGAACAGAGAUUAGAUAAAGUUGAAAACAAGCUUACAAAAUUUUCUAGUUGGUUUACUUGGUGCCAGACAUGUCGACAUGGUGGUCAUGCAGCUCACCUCAUAGAAUGGUUCAAGGACCAUGCAGAGUGUCCCGUGACUGCCUGCAGUUGUAAGUGCAUGUCACUUGAUGCUGUAACCAAUGUAGCUAAUGUGACUGAAAAAUAUUCCUGAUUGGAUUUUUGCUGGACCAUAUAAUGAUGAGCUUGGUCCCAGAUAAUGAACAAGAUAGUUACUAUUACUCUACAAGUUUGAGUGAAUACAUGCAUGGUAGUGUUCCAGUGUGGACAACACAAAUGCUAAAAGACUGAAUAGGUUGAACUCAUCACUACAGGAAUACAAUAUUCAUGUUGUGUUCUAGAGAUGCUGUUCCAUAGAUUUCAAAUGUUAUUAUGAUUAAGCUGUAUAUUACAUAAUGUAUUUACAUAUAACUUUGUAUGAUUUAAUGUAUAAACUUUACAGUUAAGGAGCUGUUUGAAAAUCUUUAUAAGUUCUCAAAAGUAAAAACUUUGGAUAAAAAGAAAAUACAUGUAAGAGUUUAUUGUUUUUAUGUUUCACUGUAUAGAAAUUUGAUCUUUCAUAAUGUUGCCAAAGUAGUGAUUCCCCAAUUGAAUAAAGAUAUUGUAGUAACUUUGAA